Cyphellophora attinorum is the source of this 2448-nucleotide messenger RNA. RefSeq names its product Glucan 1,3-beta-glucosidase. Bases 1 to 2448 code for a protein of 815 amino acids. The record is from RefSeq and is a predicted model, not a curated record. NCBI's taxonomy places the organism in Eukaryota, Fungi, Ascomycota, Eurotiomycetes, Chaetothyriales, Cyphellophoraceae. The transcript is spliced from 6 exons. Gene Ontology annotation, molecular function: polygalacturonase activity.
AUGGCGCAGUUGGCAAGUCUGGCAGGCCGUGCGAGGGACGGGGUCACGGAUGAUACCACUGCUAUCAACAACGCAGUCGCCGCCCCCGGAACUGUGGGCGUGAAGCCCCAUGGGAACUCUACGCGCUGCGGUGGCGGCACAGCCAGGACAAACCCUCCCGGAGACAAUGGUGGCCAGGACUGCAGUUCCUCGACAAUUCAGCCAGCGCUUGUGUACUUCCCACCGGGGAACUAUUUGAUCAAUCGACCCAUUGUAAUGUGGUAUAUGACACAAAUGAUUGGAGAUGCUAUCAACCCUCCGACCAUCAUUAUGGAUAGACUAUAUACCUACGCCAGAGCUACCAAUACUCCUUCCGCUCCCGCCAACGACACGGUACUCGGGGUUGCAAUGUUUGAUGCCAACAUGUACAUCCCGGGCUUUGGAGGAGCGGGAUUGACGUGGUGGGACAAUCAGAACAACUUUUAUCGACAGAUCCGCAACUUCAAGUUCGAUUUGAGGAACGGUCCGAACGACGGGGUUGCGAUUCAUUGGCAAGUAGCACAAGCCACCAGCAUGCAGAACAUCGAAAUAUUCUUGAAGCCUGGAAAGAAUACCGAUGGAACUCAGAAUACCGCUAACACGCAAGUGGGUAUCAACAUGGAAAAUGGUUCCGGAGGCUGGUUCUCGAACGUUAUCAUUCACGGAGGCAACUCAGCCAUGAGUCUGGGUAGCCAACAAUUCACGGUGCGGGAUAUCAGUAUCGACGGCGCUUGGACGGGUGUGAAGAUGAUCUUUGGCUGGACCUGGCUCUUUGCAAGAAUGAACAUCACCAAUGUCCAGAUCGGGUUCGAUUUCACGAAUGGAGGCUCGUUCGGUGGAACCACGCACGUCACAUUAAUAGUCGACAGUACAAUCUCAGCCACGUAUGGAGUUCUGUCGAAAUACAAGGCUGGUAGAAGUAAUCCCCCAAUUGCAGGAUCGCUGACGCUCGAUCGUGUCGAUAUGACGGGUUCUUCGAUCGCCAUGGCAGACAGCACCGACACAGUCAACGGCAAUGUCAUUCUUCCCGGCCGUCAAAACAUCCCAUUGUGGGUGCAAGGUAACGUGUGGACCAUUGCGGGGCAGGCACAGAACCAGACGUUUUUCAAUACAACAUCGUGUACUGUGCAAAACAAUACAAACUACCGCCGCAGCGCCGAAGAAGUCACGGUACAGAGGCUGCUCGCUCCGAUCGCCAGGCCUGCCGGACUUACAGAUUCUGUUGGUAGAUGGGUAGGAAGGCCCCGACCACAAUACGAAGACAAGACUGCGAACGAUUUUCUCAGCGCGAAAGCCGAAGGUUUGGUUGGUGACGGUGUGGCAGACGAUAGUGAUGCGAUGCAAGCAUUCUUCGAUAAAGCUGCGGCACAAGGCAAAAUCGCCUAUUUCGACAAGGGUGCAUAUAUCGCGCGAAAGACAAUACAGAUUUCGAAGGACACGAAGAUCGUUGGCGAGCUGUGGGCGAUCAUUAUGUCUCAAGGGCCAUUCUUUGGAGAUCAGUCAAACCCGCAGCCCAUGUGGAGAAUAGGCAAUCCUGGAGACAUAGGAUCUGUCGAGAUCUCUGACAUCGUGUUCGAAACGCAAGGCCCGUGUCCAGGAGCUAUACUAGUCGAAUGGAACAUCAAGCAAGCGACUCCAGGUGGUGCUGGCAUGUGGGAUGCUCACUAUCGAAUUGGCGGUACCCUCGGCACGGACAUCGUAAAUCCGCUAUGCCGCAAGACGCCAGGCGUGCCGGUCACCGACGAGAAGUAUACCAAAUGUGCAGGAUCAUUCCUCUUGCUACACGUCACGCCACAAGCGAAUAUCUUUAUGGAGAACGUGUGGGGCUGGGUGUCCGAUCACCAGUUGGACCUGAUCGCUGGCGUCAACAAUCCUAGAGAUCAGAUAUAUGUUUUCAACGGACGUGGCUUCCUCAUCGAGGGUGAUGGGCCGAAUUGGCUCUGGGGUACGGCAUCCGAACACUCGGUCAUGUACAGCUAUCAGUUUGUGAACAACAGGAAUACUUGGAUGGGCGUCAAUCAGCAUGAGACGGCUUACUACCAGGGCAAUCCGAAGGCGCCACUGCCUUAUACCACAAACGCUCAGUAUCACGAUCCAGUCUUUACCAGUUGUACCCAAGACAACUGCGCCAGGACGUGGGGAAUGCGAUUCGUCAACUCAUCGAACAUCUACAACUACGGCAGCGGCGGCUACAUGUUCUUCAACGACUGGAGUUCUGACUGCUUGGGCACCAGUGCGGUCCCUCUAGAACUCUGCCAGCAGAGUAUGAACCAGUUCACAAAUUGCAACGAUAUCUGGCUGUGGGGUUUGGCUACCAAGGGUGGAGAGAACAUGAUAAGCUGGGACGAUACGCCAAUUGUGCCCCAGCAAGCCAACAAAGGGACAUAUCUCCAGGCGGCUAUACUUAUGGAGAUCGCUGGUAAACAGUAA